Molecule: messenger RNA, 984 nt
Organism: Lasiosphaeria miniovina
Lineage: Eukaryota; Fungi; Ascomycota; Sordariomycetes; Sordariales; Lasiosphaeriaceae
Exons: 2
Coding region: 1-984 (327 amino acids)
Source: RefSeq, a predicted model, not a curated record
AUGUCCGAGGACGAGCUCACCGAGGCCGAGCUCGGGUCUCAAUUCGAGCCGUCGUCGCCCAGCCUCAAUGUCCGCUCUCCCACACCGCCGCCUUAUUCGGGCCCGUCAACCAGCACCCCACAUGAGCCACGGCCACAACACAAGGGCCCGCAGCGGUACCCGGGGCUUCCGCUGCUCGACUAUCGGCUUUACAGCCCGCCUCUCUUCAUCCCCUCGGGCGACCACACGACCAUCCGGUCAACGGCGCCGUAUCUGUCGAGCAACGCCUCGGCGCUGGCGGCGCUGGUGAGGUCGCAGUCCACGGUGCCGCCCAAGCCGCAGAUCCACAUUGUGGGCAAGCGGGGCAGCAAGCUCGACUUCGACAUCAAGCUGAACCUCAUGAACCUACUAGUACCCGAAGACAUGCGCCAGCGCAUGGACUACAUCCGGUGCGUUGCCGACGGCGAGCUGGCCAUGCGGGGCGGCGUCAAGCCGAGCCUCGAGCCCGAGGUCGGCGACGGCGGGCUCGACGAGUGGUGCCGACGCUUCGUCGAGGACUCGGGCUCCGUCAAGACGUUUACGCUAGAGCGCGUCGUGGCCAACAUGGACAUCAACUGGCUCGAGGGACAGAUCCGGAGCAUGGUUGCGUCGACGGGCUACAAGGGCCUCGUCACGAUAACCUUUCCCGUCUCUCACGCGAAGGUGGUGGUGCAGAACCCGGACAAGGUGAACAAGUUCUUCACCAGCGUCGCGACGCUCUUCGCGGGUAAGAAGAAGUACGAGGUGGCCAAGGCCGUAUGGCCGUUUGCGACGCACAAAAACGGCGAGCCUGGCCGGCGCUGCAUUGUCCAGAGCGAGGAGACGUGGUGGAGGGAGUGGAAAGAUCCCAUUAGAUACGCCAUCGCAACAAAACGGGAAGGCUGGGUGACCAACGAAGACAAGCUCGAGGCCAUCAUGGAGGGCACGGGGAAGGCGCCGACGAUGGACUGGGGGCCCGAGUACUGA